Rattus norvegicus (Norway rat) is the source of this 743-nucleotide messenger RNA. RefSeq names its product insulin-like 6 (gene Insl6). The record is from RefSeq and is marked provisional. Gene Ontology annotation, biological process: signal transduction. Gene Ontology annotation, molecular function: hormone activity. The coding region runs from base 87 to 653 and encodes 188 amino acids. Gene Ontology annotation, cellular component: extracellular region. NCBI's taxonomy places the organism in Eukaryota, Metazoa, Chordata, Mammalia, Rodentia, Muridae. The transcript has 2 exons.
GGGCGUGGUGCGUGUAGAAGGCGGGGCGGGGCGGGGGCGGGGCGACGGCCGUUGCAGCGCGCCGGGCCCUAUAGUGGAGCCCAGGGAUGAAGCAGCUGUGCUGUUCUUGUCUGUUGUGGCUUGGACUCCUACUGGCUCCUUUCUCCCAGGAACAAGAAGAGGUCACCAGCCCCACGAAGUUGUGCGGCAGGGACCUGUUGGUAGAAGUUAUAAAACUCUGUGGCCAAAAUGACUGGAGCCGGUUCUCGAUGGAAGAGCAAAGUCCUAUGACAGAGUUGGUUCCCCAAUAUACACGGAAAGUCAAAACCUUCAACCCUCACCGGUCCUCCUCCUCCUGGGGAAGAUUCACAAACCCAGGCGUCUCCCAGAAGAAAGCAACACACACUUGGGAAUCUCAGUCACUGCCCAACUAUCAGCUUAAAAAGGAGGAGCUGCUUCCGAAGACAGGAGUGCAUUCAUACCACGGUGGCAAGCCCUAUGUGAAGAGUGUAAAAUUUCAGAAGAAAAACACUGACAAAAUGAGUACCUUCAGCGGCUUAUUUUGGGGGAACCAUCCCCAGAGGAAGCGCAGAGGUUUCGCAGAUAAAUGCUGUGCUAUAGGGUGCUCCAAAGAGGAGCUGGCCGUCGCAUGCCUUCCGUUUGUUGAUUUUUAAACCUUAACGAUUAAACAAACAUCACUGGUGACAGAGAUGUACAAACUGCCGUAGAAACCAUGCUCACUUAAUAAAAGCUUACAAAAUCCA